ACCUGGCUUAGUCACAUGGGAAGGCUGGGGGAGGAGGUUUAGCUGAACAGAGCUCUCUGGUUUCCAUGUUCCUGGUGUCUGUGUGUGACCAAACGUACCUGGGAGGCAGGGAUAGAGAGGUAAAAAGCAUCACAAGGAAAACAUUACAAACAAAAGAAGAACCUACACACCUUGCUGAUCUGUUAGGUAUUGUCUACAGCAGCAGUUAAUGCUGCAAACACAGGUUAAUGUUGUCACCCAUGAAGGUUGACUAACAUCCCUUUAAAUACCUGCCCAGUCUUUUGUCUGCUUGUAGAACCUGCAGUAGCAGCUCUGCAAGAUGCUGCCCAAUCCUGGUGUUUAUUAUUUUCCUUGGGAGAUCAACUCUGAAUCAGUUGCAGAUGGACAGACGCUGAGAACAUAUGGCAGGUUACACUGUUAUGACAUGGUCCAGUCUGAAGCCAUCCUGACAGCCCUGCACAGUUCAGUCCAGCACCAGGUCCGCAUUUGCACCAAAUUUGUGGAACCAUUCCAAGCCCAGCUUGGGUCCGUAUAUGUGGCUCUGGGAGAGACUGAACAGAGGGAUGGUGAGGGGCCUGUGCUAAAGGCUCGGGUGCUGACGUGCGUGGAAGGAAUGAAUCUGCCCUUGCUGGAACAGGCAGUACAGGAACAGCGGCGAUAUUUCCAAGAGAGACAGGGGCAGGCGGAGAGCAGUGCCUCCUAGCCUUGUUGCGAGAAGCUGUUGCUGAACUGAGCCCAGAUGCAUCACUUGCUCUCUAUCCCUCUCUGCACCUCACUGAUCUUUUGCCAUUUUGUCACCAGAAACUCCAGUCUGAUUCUCAGGUCGCUGUCCCUGUUCCAGGUUUUGGAUGUCUCCGAACAUGCAUUUGCCUGAAGCGUUUUAGGUUCGUGACCUUCAGCAGCUCAUUUUUAUCACUCUUCCCUGUCCCGUCCUAUCAAGGAGGAUGAACUGAGUUCCUGUGAGUCUGGAAUCCCAGUGGUUUGAGCUUGCUCACUCUUACUGUUUUGUUAAACCUCAGACCUUAUCUGAAAUGCCCUCUGCUGUGCCAGUCCUGGUACCAUGCCGCUCUGCCAGUGCUCCUCAGUCCAGACCCUUAAAAACUCCCACUGUUUCUGUGCUCAAGCCUGUCUGGAAAAGGGACUAGGAAACAUGCUGAAUUGAAUGGUAGCUUUAAAAAUAUAUCUGCCCAGAGGACAAGACCAAAUCUGCAUUAUGUAAGAGCCGAGUCAGGAUCUGAACCCAGGUCUCUAGAAAGAAGAAAAUUAUUCACCAACUUAUUACACUGGUUGGCCCCAUCUUAGCAGUUCAAGUAAAUAGAGCAGACUGAAGACAAGUAUGGACGCUGUCUGUUGACAUCAGUGGGAGUUGGGUGUGUGCGCUUGAGGAAGGAAUUUACCAAAGUGAAUUCUGAAAUACAAAAUUGCAGUGCCCCACAGACUGAGUGUAGUCAUUGGUUUUCCUCCUUUACGGGACGAGAACAGGAGAGAGUCUGAUCUUGGGGCUGCUUUCCUCUAAGGAAACCUAAAUUGUCUAUUUGAUUAUUGUAUUGCAUGUGUUCUGUCACUGAAAAUGUUCAUAAAUAAAGAAGCUGAAAAGAGCA
Molecule: messenger RNA, 1601 nt
Organism: Pelodiscus sinensis (Chinese soft-shelled turtle)
Lineage: Eukaryota; Metazoa; Chordata; Testudines; Trionychidae
Gene: TEN1
Product: TEN1 subunit of CST complex
Biological process (GO): negative regulation of telomere maintenance via telomerase
Cellular component (GO): CST complex
Molecular function (GO): telomeric repeat DNA binding; telomerase inhibitor activity; single-stranded DNA binding
Source: RefSeq, a predicted model, not a curated record